This is a messenger RNA of Rhizophagus irregularis DAOM 181602=DAOM 197198, 5849 nucleotides long. Lineage: Eukaryota; Fungi; Glomeromycota; Glomeromycetes; Glomerales; Glomeraceae. The record is from RefSeq and is a predicted model, not a curated record.
ACAGCAUCGUUUUAUUGUUUAAAAUUUUUCGUAACGUAUCAUGCGAAUUCGUGAUUCUGAAAAAGUUUCUAAUGAUUCUAAUGAGGUUCAAGAGGACACAAAUAACUCUUUCAAUCAUGCCAAAUUGCCAAUUGCUAAUCCUUUAAUGACGUCUUCACAGCAAGCCAAAUACAAUGAGGUUUCAAGCGAUUUGGCUGAUGUCAUUAGUGGACUGUAUCGAUUGUUGGACUUAUGCAAUGAUGAUGAUAUAAAUGACGUUGUGGACAAAAUAAUUAUUUCCAAGGAAUAUCUAGAGAAACUAUGCAAUGAUAUGGUCCCUUCAAGUUUCAAAUCUAUUUCUGAAAUUAAUUAUACGAAAUUGAAUUCAAUCUCAUUUCGUCUUAUUGGAUGUUAUGGAAAUCGUAAUUUAAUCGCAAAGUUCUUGUUAAAUAGGAACAUAAUUGAUCAACAAUUGUAUGAUUUGCUUACUGCUUCCAUAUCAAUUAAUGAUACAAACAAACCUUCGUUACGUCCAGGAAUUUACUUAUUAGUAAUGAAAGACAAUUUGUGUUUACUUAUUCACUGGCCCGAAAUUGGAUGCUAUGAAAAUGCUUCAAAUCCUUCUUCCCAGAUUAAAAGGAAUAUGGUUAAUUUACAUAGAUACUUAACAAAACUUACAGAUUAUCAGAUGUGUUUUAUGAGCGAUAAAGAUUUAGAAAGCUUUGAUCUAAAUUUAGAGAAUUCUGUUAAUAACUCAGACGAAGAUGAUGAAACACAAUUUGAGUUUGAAGUGAAAAAAGGCAAAGGAAAAGAAGAUUUCAAAAUUGACAACGGAUUUAAGAUAAAUUUGCCUAAUAAAAUCAAGAACGAAAUUAAUAAUCAAAUGGAAGAUGAGGUCCCAUUAUAUCCAAUAGUUGUUGAAUCUACUACAAAUCAAUCAUUCGUCACUCGGCAACUGAUAAAAAAAACUUGGGAUUUAAAAAGGAUUUCUUCAUAUAUUUCUGCAAAACAGUUUCCAGAUGUUCUUAAAACUAAAUUGCAAGAUCGUUAUUUACUUAUUGAUCGUAAUAGGAUGGAUAUGAAAGCAUUGGAAUCAUUUGUUAAACAUGGAUUAAAAAUGGAAGAACCUUUAAUUCCAUUGUACGAAGAAAUAUCUGCUGCUAAAAAACGAAAUGAAGAGCGUGAGAUUCAGGAAAAAAAUGCUAUCGAUAAAGAUAUCAAAAUCAUUCAACAAAUAAUAAUGGCAUCAACAAACCUACGUGCUUUUGAGAGUUAUUUUGACAAAUAUACUAUGCAAGAUAAUUCAUUAUCACAACCAAAUAUAAGCGAUACGGAUUUCGAAAGAAUUCGAACAAAAUAUCCCGAAAUAAAAAGUCAAAUUGAAAAAAAGAUUCAAAUUAACUCAAAAGAUUGGAAAAAAAUGAAAAAAAGGUAUAAUUUAACAUGUAUCUUUAUUGAAGAUAUACGGGAAAAAAUCAACGAAGCUAGUGAUGAAAUGACAGAAUAUUUAGCAAUGCGAUGGAUUUUUGGUAAUUCAAACAUCAAUGAUUCAAACGUCAAUAAAGCAAAACAAAAGACCAAAGCUAAGUCAGAUGAAGAAUUUAUUCAAGAACUCGUUAAAUUUGAAUCAUUUGAAGGAUAUGAUGAUAUUAAAGAAAAGAUUAUUAAUACUUUUAUUAAAGAAUACUAUAAAUGGAAAAAAGAUGAUUUACCUCAAGAAAUUUUGAAAAGUACUCGGUAUAAUAAACAACUAAAAGAUAAAUUAAAGCGAAUAUAUGAAGAGGAAAAAAAAAAUAUUGAAAAAAAUAUGUUUGACAAAAUAUGUAAUGAAAUAGAUACUAAAUAUAAAGAUGGCUCUAUGCGAUUAAUUGUAUUAAAUGUAAAAAAAUCAUUUGGUUACUUUAUGGUUGAAUAUGAUAUUGAAGAGCUUCAAUCAAAACAACUGCAGAUAACUAUUCAUGAAACAUCAUUAAAAGAAGAAGAUAAGUUUCAGAUUCAAGAAAAUGAGUCCCAUAUUCCAUGUCCAUGUCCAAUUUUACUUUCUAACAUGAAUGAAUAUGGUAUCUCAUUUCGCAUUGAUCCUCAGAAUUAUGAUUUUAAAAAAAUAUCUCAAUUCGAUAACCAUAAAUUUCUUCUUAUGCUUUACAAUAAAAAAAUGCAAAGAAUCGAAAUAUUCUUUGAUACUGCGCAACAAUUGGCACAAAAUUUUGAAUCACAUUCGACUAUUAAACCAUUUAAAAUAUUGAAUACAGAUGAAAAUUUUAUUAUUGCAAUUAAUGAACCGAAGGGGUUGCUCGCAAUAUAUAAUACGGUAGAGGUUAAGCUUGCUGUAUUUUCUUUUAACGAUAAUCGAUCAAGAUUAUAUGGAUGUGGUACUAUUAAAUUAUUGCAAUGGUAUAAUAAUAGUAUACCGAACAUUAAAUAUUUUCUAUUCAUCAAAGAUACUGAGUACCUAUGCUUUGUUGAGAAUAGUGGACGAGCACGUGUUUUUAAUCUCGCAAAUCUACAAUUCCGACCAGCAGUUUGUAAUUUUCCUUAUUAUAAUCUAGUAAAUGUUUUAAGUUCUCCGGAUGGUUCUUGUAUUGUGGCAUUUACGAAAGAAGCUGAUUCGAUUAUUUCUACUGAUAAUAAAGAGCAACACGAUAAUGAUGAUAUUAAGGAAAUAAAUCGUGCAUAUGUUUAUUUUUUCGAAACUUUUGGAGGUCCUGUUAGUAAAGUUGUUGAUUUACCUUUAAGCUUUAAAUCCUUGGAGUUUCUUCAAAUUUCCUGUUUCAAUAACCAACAAACUCAUUUGAUCACAUUCGAUUUACAGAAUGGAUGUUUGAAAUCUUUAUUAGUUAAAAUUAUUCUUGAAAAAGCUCAACUUCGUUUCCAAAAAUGUAUGCGAAAAAAAUCACUUGCGUUUCAGAGAACAAAUCCAAAUGAUCUUAUCAAUGCCUAUAAAUUAAUGUUUGAAAAAUAUCCAAUUGAUAACUGUAUCGAUCCUAAGCAAAAUCGUCCUCUUAGUUUGAAAAUAGUUCUUGAUAUUGAUGAUGAUGCUGAAGAUUACGGCAAAAAAUUUGAAGAAUAUAUCACUAAAAUGUUUGAAAAUUUGAAACGUUCCACCAAUAAACCCGCGUUAAUGCUAAAAGAGUUUUCUUCAUCAGUUAUUACUUUCCAGGAUCUUGAUGUUGACAAUGCGAAUUUUCGGAAGAAAUUUUCAUCAGAAUAUCAAUUAGGGGAAUGGAUUAUUCAACUUUGUUGUUUAAUUCCUAUACAAAUUGCUGUAACAAGAAACAAUUUAUUUCAGCCACUUAAAGAUGGAUUAUCUUCGAAUGAAAAUUAUCCAAUUGAAGUUGAAGACGGUCAUCAUGUAGACAUUAUAUCAAAAAACAUAUCUUUUGGUUGGUAUGAAGGAAUUUUCAGGCAUUUUGGUAAUAAAAAAGUAAAAGUUAUUUCAAGCAUGGGCGAACAAUUAUGUGGGAAAUCAUUUAUGUUAAAUCAUCUUGUUGGAACUACAUUUGAUGGUUCGCGUUAUACCGAAGGCGUAUGGAUGUCAUUAGUAAACACACAAGAAAGUAUCUAUGUCGCGCUUGACUUUGAAGGAUUAAAAUCUUUUGAAAGAACUCCACAAGAAGAUAUGUUUUUAGCGCUUUUUAAUACAAUUGUCUCAAAUCUUAUUCUUUUUAAAAAUCAAUUUAUCAUAAAUAGAGAUAUAUCGACAAUGUUUCAGAAAUUUCAAGAUUGCGCACAGUUAUAUGAAUCGGAUCCAAAGUUAUUUCAGGCAAGACUUUGUGUUAUCAUCAAAGACGUGCCUAAAGUAGAUAAAGAUGGUAUCAUUAGAGAGUUUCAAUCAAAAUUUGAUCAAUUAAUCGCAGAGGAAGGUGAAGAUAAUUUUAUUACAAGAAUGUAUGGAGGUGGAUUGGAUAUUAUACCUUGGCCUGUUUUUGGUGAAAUUGCAUGGUUUAAAACCUUAUCAAUUAUUAAUAAAAAGUUAGAAAAGCAAAAAGUAAAAUAUGAAAAUGCUAUAACUUUCUUACAGAAUAUAAAAGUAAUUAUGGCUAAAUUAAAGAUAUGUGACUGGAGUUCAUUAGAUGAAAGUCUCAUACAGAUACGUAUUGCAACAUUCAAAAGGUUACUUCCCAUUGCUAUCUCUUAUGGUUUAGAACAAAAAGAUUCUGUUACCAAACAACUUAUGGAUCGGGAUUCCGGAAAACCAAUUGAAGAUCCAACAAUUAACUUCACUGACUAUAUGUUAAACGAUGUUGAAUCUAUUGAAUUAUUACCAGAUGCUGAUAUUCAUUUAUAUGAUGAAAAUGAAUCUUUUGCCCAACUUUCUGAAGAUUUAAGAGAUCACUUUGAAAAGAUAGUACAAUCACGAGAAGAAAUGUCCGAUGAAAACAAGUGGUUUGAAAAUUAUGCUAAAUUCUCGAAUUAUAUUGUUGAGCGUCGUAUAUCACGUGUUCGAAAAUGGUACGCACAAAACACUGCUAAAUUGCCACAAGAUAAUAGUAAUGUCAUCUAUGGAAAAUACGAAAUGGAACAAAAACUUGAUAAAUUAACUCUAUUAUGGACUUUAUGUGGAUUAGCAUGCCACCAAUGUCACUUAAAAUGCAUGAAAAAUUUCAACCAUGAAGAAGAUCAUGAUUGUUUAACAAAUCAUAAAUGUAAUUUUCCAUGCCAAUUUGUCGAAGUACACAACAAAAAAUUAAUUCCGAAAUGUAGCCAUAAAGCUGGACAUGAAGGUAGACAUAUUUGUAGAAAAAUAAAGCAUUUAUGUGGUGAGCCAUGUAAUCUUAUUGAUAAGCGCAAUUGUCAGAAAGUUUGCUCAAAAGAAAUAGGGCAUCUUGAUGGUGAACAUUUAUGUCAAUCAACACGUCAUUAUUGCGGAGAAAAUUGUUCAUUAUCAACAGUUACUGUAAAUGGAGAUUAUCAUUGUCCAAAUAAAUGUAUUAAAUCGCAUGAAGAACAUCAUGAAUUACACAGCUGUGAAAUUGAGACUUGUCCAAUUCAAUGCCCAAUUCCGUAUUGCGAGAAAAGAUGUCAAAGUGAUCAUUUUCAUACUUUUUUUGACUUACAUGUUGAUCAUUUUUGUGGGAAUGAACAUCAGUGUCAUGAGUUAUGCGAGGAUGGUGGUGUAUGUAAAAUAGUAAUUGAACCUAAAAAGCAACUUCAAGGAGCGUUUAUAAAGUACAUUCAAUUAAGUGAAAGAUUAAGAUGUAAUAAGAAAAUUCCUCCGAACAAAUCUAAACAUCUCGGUAAACAUACACAUAAUGAUAAUGGAUUUCAUUUUUGUGAAGCACAAUGUCACUUCUGUGGAUAUUUCUGCAUUUUACCUUAUGGUCAUGAACAAUAUGACCAUAAUACAAGACACGGUAUUGAUGUUAAUACGAAAAUUAAAGUUUUUGAAGACGAUGCAUCGGAAUAUACAAGUGUUGAUGGUCAAGGAAAAUUUACUCUUUGUAACUUGCGGAAUCAUAGUAGACAGUAUUGCCUUUUCUCCAGUUGAAAUUUUUACUAGUGAUACUAGUGACAACCAGUGACGGCCUCUUAGGUACACCUCCCUACCUCCCGACUGGAAUAACACUAUCUUUUAUUAAUGAGGAACAAAUUCAAUCUAAUCCUGAUAAGACGAGAACAGGCUUCAAAGGUAGUUAUAGAGUAUUUAUGAAAAAUUAUAAAUCUCUAUUUAUAUGUAAUAAAUACAUUCCCAUUUCUCCCCAUUUCUAUAAUUUCCUAGAUCCUUAUCCAGAAAAACAAUGAUAGGCAUACAAUUAUUUGUCUCAAUCUAAAAUGAAUUAUAUAUAUAUAUUAACCUUCUUUAUUCAAACCCAAGUUUUCACUUAAAUUAAUUUCAUUUGCGGCUUUAAAUCUUUAAAUAUCAAAAAAAA